Echinococcus granulosus is the source of this 417-nucleotide messenger RNA. Its product is annotated as Membrane-associated progesterone receptor component. The record is from RefSeq and is a predicted model, not a curated record. Gene Ontology annotation, cellular component: endomembrane system; membrane. The transcript has 2 exons. The coding region runs from base 1 to 417 and encodes 138 amino acids. NCBI's taxonomy places the organism in Eukaryota, Metazoa, Platyhelminthes, Cestoda, Cyclophyllidea, Taeniidae.
AUGCGUAAACGGGAUUUUACUAUACAAGAACUUAGUCAAUUCAAUGGAAGCGGACCCGAUGGUCGGAUCUUGAUCGCUGUUAAUGGAAACGUUUUCGACGUCACCAAUAACGGCAAGGAAUUUUACGGGAAAGAUGGUCCUUAUGCGAUUUUUGCUGGUCGAGAUGCUUCAAGAUCCUUGACAAUGUUCACCACCGAUAUCCCACCAUGCAAUGAAGAGUAUGAUGAUCUGUCGGAUCUCACCUCUGACCAAAUGAAAAGUCUCAAGGAGUGGGAGUUGCAGUUCCGUGAGCGUUAUCCACUUGUGGGGAAGCUUUUAUCUCCCUCAGAGCCUCAUCACCUCUACGAAAGCGCUGAUAACGAGGAUUCGUCCCAGGUUGACACGCUUACUGGUUCUGCAAAACCUAAGACCGACUAG